Molecule: messenger RNA, 1783 nt
Organism: Pocillopora verrucosa
Lineage: Eukaryota; Metazoa; Cnidaria; Anthozoa; Scleractinia; Pocilloporidae
Source: RefSeq, a predicted model, not a curated record
ACCGUCUGGGUGAUUUCAAAAAAGCCAUAGAGUACCACAACCUAGAUCUUAAAAUAGCUAAAGAAGUAGGAGACAAAUCCUUGGAGGCAAUGGCCUACUGUUCAUUAGGAUGCGUUUUUGAGUUGCAAGGUGGACUGCCAAAAGCCGUUGAACAUUACCAAGCUAGCAUAAACUUAUUCAAUUCCUUGAGAGUACUUCUAAAAUCUAAAGAUGAGUGGAAAGUUAAUUUUCGAAAUCAGCAUCAAAUGGCGUAUACGGGUUUGUGGAGAGUUCUCGUAGAACAAGGUAAUGUAGAUGAAGCCUUAUUUGUUGCUGAGAAAGGACGAGCUCAAGCUCUGACCGACCUCAUGGAAUCCAGUUUUUGUGGUGGAACAAGUCACCACAAGGGAGAAGAUGAAGAUUGCGCAGUUUUAAAAAACGUUCCAUCAAACACUGUCUUUCAGGCAGUGGACAAAGCUAACGUCAAUCUUUGGGUUGUGUCCGAAGGAAAACAAGUUCAGUUAAGACAAAGUAAACUCAAAGGUUUUGUUUCAGAGAAUAGUGGAUCUAGCCAGUCCUUUGAGUCGUUCAUGCUCGGUGUCUAUACACAACUUGGUGUUCGUUCUAAUGUGAGAUGCGAGAAUCGAUCUUUAGAUGCUUUGAGGGAGGGCCGUUCAAAAGUGGAUGAGAAAACCAAAGAAGCCAACCCUCAACCUCACAUCCAACAAGACGGAUGCUUGAGCACUUUGUAUGAUAUCGUUAUGAAGCCGGUGGCUGACUUGAUUGAAGGGGAUGAGCUACUCAUUAUUCCUGAUGGACCCCUGUGGAUCGCUCCUUACGCUGCAUUGAAGGAUGGUAAUUCUAAAUACCUGUGUGAAUCGUUCACAAUCCGAGUCGCUCCAUCGUUAGCAAGUCUUAGACUCAUUGCCGAUUGCCCAGAUGAUUAUCACAAAAGCAGUGGUGCGUUACUUGUAGGAGAUCCGUGGGUAUCCGAGGUUACUAACAGCGAGGGAGAGAAAGUCCUCGAGCAGCUUCCGUGUGCUAAAGAAGAAGUAGAAAUGAUCGGAAAAAUUCUGAAUAUCACGCCAAUCACUGGCAGACAGGCCACGAAACGUGAGGUGUUGAAAAGACUCAGUUCCGUUUCCUUAGUUCACUUUGCGGCACACGGAUGUCCGGAAACUGGCGAAAUUGCUCUUACACCUGACCUAGACCGAAUAUCUACUGUGCCUACGGAGAAGGAGGAUUACAUUUUAACGAUUCGAGAUGUGUUGAAUGUUCAACUUCGCGCCAAACUUGUUGUGCUCAGUUGCUGCCACAGUGGUCGGGGCGAGAUCAAGGCUGAAGGUGUGGUUGGCAUUGCGCGCGCUUUUAUGGGGGCUGGUGCUCGGUCUGUUGUGGUGUCCCUGUGGGCGAUUGAUGACGAGGCUACUCUCCAGUUCAUGAAAUGCUUUUAUCAACACCUUGCAGAAGGUAAACCUACAAGCAAGUCACUGAACCUGGCCAUGAAAAGCCUCAGAGAAUCAGAUGAGUUCCACGACAUCAAAUACUGGGCGCCCUUUUUGCUGAUUGGAGAUGACCUCACGUUUGACCUGAUGGCAAAGGAAAGAGAAAAUUUGAAUAGAAAAUCAAAUAAAUGAGAAAAUCUUUUUUUUCAUCUCAAAAGAAUGAAGUAGGAACUUGGAAGGUUUAAAUGUUUCUCUAUUUUAAACAAUUUUUGGCUAUUUUUCUUUACUUUUUAUUUUUUUGUUAAAUGGAACUUGAGAUGUGCAACUUUACUGUGGUGAAGAAAUAAACCAGUCUAUUU